AAAGGUGUAGACCUAGGGACUCUUCUAUUUGGUUGUGCACAAUCAGUUGCUACUGAUGAUCGCAAGUAUGAAAUUAAACAAUUGAAACAGAUCCGAAAGCACUGUUUUCUCAACGGUGAUGCGAAUAGGAGGCUGGCAUUUACAUUGGAAGAGGUCGAUCUUGAGGCGCAUUUGGUUGGAACGGGGUCCCAACUGUAUACAUUCUGAACCCCUAACCAGAUCAUAGCUUUUGAGCAGUUGAAAGUAUGGUAGUUUACAUGUUAGCAUGCCCGUUUAAGAAGAUAUAAAAUUGACCAUAGCCUUUGCAAACAAAAUUAUAUAUAUUUGGUAUCAGUGGAAGCUAAAACGCUACAGUUCUUAGAUUUUGGUAUUGAGUAUGGUUUCGCAUGUUCCGUCCUUAUCCAGCAUCUUUCAAUGAGGGCUGGUGUGGGCCUCCUAAACUGCACGUUGGUGGAAGCAAUCUUCCUCAACCAGGUUUUCGUCUAGCAGAUUUGACCGAAGACCCUGGGCGCCGCCUGGCGAAGUAAUUAUCGUGAGCGCUUUGGUUCGGAAUUAGGAGAUGAUUAAAAUUGAAGAUUUAAUGCUCGUCAAAGGUUCUUUUCACAUAUAUGUUUACUUAUGGAUCCUCAAUUUACCAAGUUGCCUGACUCUAAAAAUACAAUCCAGCAGCAAGAUGAGUUCCCUUUUUCCAGUAGCCUUCAGCAAUCUCAAGAUAUUCCUUGCAAGUACUCAGAUGACCCAUUAGCUGCUCUGGAAUUCACGGGUGACCCAUUGAGUACAUCCAGUUGCAACCAUUCAUACCUUUCUCCACCUGUAGAGUUGGACUCACAAGAAGAUCAUCACACUAAUCCUGUUUUCAAGUUCCUCAACCAGAUACUGUUGGAAGAGAACAUCAGUGAGAAGCCCAGUAUGUUCCAUGACCCAAUUGCUCUUGAAGCUACUGAGAAGUACUUCUACGAAGCCCUUGAUAAAAAUCCUCCUUCUCAUGAAUCCCACCACAUUAGCCAUAAAAGUACACAAAGCUCGGACAGCAUGUAUGACAACUCAAGUGAACCACCUCCGUGGACUGGUGAUCCUAUACAAUCAUCUUUUAUGAUUCCUCCUCCUGAACUUCCUUUCCAUUCCUCUUUUCCGAUUACCUCCUCUGUGAGUUCAAAUGCUUCUUCAAAUAAUUAUGAGAGUAGUACGAAAAUCCAAGUGCACUCUAUGUUAAAUUAUGGUGAGCUUGGAAAUAUAUUUAGUGACACAGAAGCCAAGCUGCAGUUCAAGAGAGGAGUGGAGGAAGCGAGUACAAUCCUCCCAGCUACUAAUCAAUUGGUUAUAGAUUUGGUUAAAGACUCAUUGCCUCUUGAGGAAGACGAGCUUGAGAAAGAGAGAAGCAACAAGCAAUCUGCAGUUUAUGUGGAAGAGGAGUUAACAAAGAUGUUUGAUAAAGUUUUGCUGCUUGAUCCUGACGAAUGUUGCAGGAAUGUGGCUGAAUUUGGUCACGGCCUGCCAUAUGAUGUGCUGAAUGAUGAGGGUAUACCACACAAUGGUGGUAAAAGGCGCACAAAGAAGAAGAAGCAGGGAAAUACAAGUGAAGUUGUAGACCUUAUAACUCUUCUAACCAACUGUUCACAAUCAGUUGCUGCUGAUGAUCGCAAGUCUGCAAAUGAACAACUGACACAGAUCCGAAAGCACUGUUCAGUUAAAGGUGAUGUGAACCAGAGGCUGGCAUAUGUAAUGGCAAAUGGUCUUGAGGCACGUUUGUCUGGCUUGGGGACCCAGCUCUAUACAUCCCAAGUCCCCAAAAAGAUCACAGCUUUUGAGAAGCUGAGUGCAUACAAGGUUUACAUGUCAGCAUGCCCUUUUGAGGAGAUGUCAAUAGGCUUUGGAAAUAAAAUGAUUUUCAUGAUGUCAUUGGAAGCUCAAGUUCUACAUGUCAUAGAUUUUGGCAUUGAGUUUGGUUUCCAAUGGCCUUCUCUUAUCCAACAUCUAGCAAUCCGGCCCGGCGGGCCUCCUAAAUUUCGCAUUACUGGAAUCGAGCUUCCUGAACCAGGUUCUCGGCCAGCGGAACUGAUAGAAGAGACUGGCCGCCGUCUGGGAAUAUAUUGUGAGCGAUUCCACGUGCCAUUUGAGUACAAUGCAAUAGCAACUCAGAAUUGGGAGACACUUAAAGUUGAAGACUUGAAGCUCGUUAGAGGUGAAAUGGUUGCUGUGAAGUGCUCAUAUAGGUUACAAAACCUGCUUGAUGUAACAGUAAUGGGUGACAGUCCUCGUGAUGCAGUACUCAAGCUAAUCCGUGAACUGAACCCAAGUGUUUUUGUGCACAGUGUUAUUAGUGGGUCUUAUAGUGCUCCGUUCUUUGUCACCCGGUUCCGAGAAGCUCUCUUCUAUUACUCUGCAGUUUUUGAUAUGUUUGAGAAUACAUUACCCCGUGACGAUGAGGAGAGGUUUCUCUUUGAGCAAGAAUUCUAUGGGCGCGAGUCAUUGAAUGUGAUUGCAUGUGAGGGGGAAGAGAGGAUCGUAAGGCCUGAAACUUACAAGAAGUGGCAAGUGAGGACUAUGAGGGCUGGGUUCAAACUUCUUCCAGUGAUGCCAGGGAUAAUGAUCAAAAUCGGAAAAAAGUUGAAAGCAGGGUACCACGAAAACUUUAUGUUGGAGGAAGAUGGUCACUGGAUGUUGCAGGGGUGGAAGGGGCGGAUUCUAUGUGCAAGUUCAUGCUGGGUACCUAGUUAGCUCAUCCGCAUAAACAAGCAAAGCUAGGUGUUAAUAUUGAUCAGCCUUCCGUUGCUUUUCGACCUUGAACCGGCAGGGAUGGCCUGAUCGAUCUGUAUAUGUAAGCACUUAAGUCAUUAUUGAUCUGUUGUUAGUCUCUAACUCUUUGUUUGAGCAACAAAACAGUCUUCACUCCAUAAUCUUAAUUCUCAAUUCUAGAGUUUGUUUUAUUACAAGACUGCAUUUUUCCCAUGUUUGAUUUUUAUGAAGUUGCAGUGAUGGGAUAAGUAUGUAUGGCAUCUUUUUUCCUUUCAAAAUAA
Molecule: messenger RNA, 3017 nt
Organism: Cuscuta epithymum
Lineage: Eukaryota; Viridiplantae; Streptophyta; Magnoliopsida; Solanales; Convolvulaceae
Source: the annotation of a GenBank genome assembly